CUAAAAAUAAACUUCCAACCCUUUUGUCCCUUCUCAACCGUCGAUCACGACUAAAGAUACUUCCAAGGCAGACACAAAACACCCUUUGAUAUGUCCAAUUACACAACAAAAAUUCCCUCUAUUUGUCCUCUCAAUUCACAAUUUUGCAUUGAACUUCUCGUCCAUUACUAACUAUAAAAACAUUUCCAUACACAAAUCCCCUUUCCAAACUCUCUCUAAAGUCUAAACACAAAUAAAAAUACAUAUAAAAAUUAAAAAAAAAUGUCUUCUCUUUCUUACCUUGUCUGUUACAGUACCAUCAGAUGUUCCUCCACCAGAGAUAGCCAUGACCCUGGGAAGCAAAAUCUGAAUAAAACCCAAGUCAAUGUAGCUUCUAGUGUGUCCACCACCAAGGUCAAUGUGAUGAGCCAAGUAAACAGGGUGUCUAUAACUCCGAUGCCUGAAAAUGGCCACGUUACAGCAGAGCAGAUUCGCCAAAAUAUUCCGACAAAGAAGCAGUUUGUUGAUUCGUUUCGUCAAGGGCUCAUCAUUGAAGAGGGUGUUGGGUACCGGCAGACUGUCGUUACUCGGUCCUAUGAAGUUGGUCCUGACAAAACUGCAACAAUAGAGAGCAUCCUCAACCUCCUUCAGGAAACAGCUCUAAAUCAUGUAUGGAUGUCCGGACUUCUUGGCAAUGGAUUUGGCGCCACACAUGGGAUGAUGAGAAACAAUCUCAUAUGGGUAGUGUCCAGAAUGCAAGUUCAAGUGGAUCAUUAUCCAAUCUGGGGUGAAGUACUGGAAAUCGACACAUGGGUUGGAGCAUCAGGGAAGAAUGGCAUGAGGCGAGACUGGCUGAUUCGGAGUCAUGCCACAGGCCAUGUUUUCGCGCGUGCAACCAGUACCUGGGUGAUGAUGAACCAGCAAACUAGGCGACUUUCGAAAAUGCCAGAAGAGGUGAGAGCUGAAAUUUUGCCUUGGUUCAUAGACAAGCAAGCAAUCAAAGAAGAUGCCCCUGAAAAGAUUGAAAAGUUGGAUGAAAAAGCGAAAUUCGUGAACUCUGAUUUGAAGCCGAAGAGGGGUGAUUUGGACAUGAACCACCAUGUAAACAAUGUGAAGUAUGUAGGAUGGAUGCUCGAGACCAUCCCUGACCAGUUUUUGGAGGAUCAUCAACUGUCAAAUAUUGUACUAGAAUAUAGAAGAGAAUGUGGAAGCUCAGAUAUAGUUCAAUCCCUCUGUGAGCCACAUCAUGAUGGAAUUCUUAAAGAUGGAGCCCAACUGCAAAACAAAAACAUCAGUCUACUCAAUGGAUUUUCAGUGGCACCAGGAAUUCUGGAGGGCAAUGGACUUAAGGGGUCCUUCGACGUAGGGACAUUUAAGUACACACAUCUCCUCCAAACUAAAGGGGAGCACAAAUAUGAGGAGAUCGUUAGAGGAAGGACGACAUGGAAGAGAAAGAUCUCCACCAGGCCAUUUGAUACCUAG
Molecule: messenger RNA, 1461 nt
Organism: Cornus florida
Lineage: Eukaryota; Viridiplantae; Streptophyta; Magnoliopsida; Cornales; Cornaceae
Product: palmitoyl-acyl carrier protein thioesterase, chloroplastic-like
Exons: 6
Coding region: 262-1461 (399 amino acids)
Biological process (GO): fatty acid biosynthetic process
Molecular function (GO): fatty acyl-[ACP] hydrolase activity; acyl carrier activity
Source: RefSeq, a predicted model, not a curated record